Messenger RNA from Theobroma umbraticum, 2587 nucleotides. Lineage: Eukaryota; Viridiplantae; Streptophyta; Magnoliopsida; Malvales; Malvaceae. The record is from RefSeq and is a predicted model, not a curated record.
AUGGAUGAAAGCUUGAGGAGGGCUGCUCAAGAAGGAAAUAUUGUUGAAUUAUAUGCAUCAAUCCGAAGAUAUGGAGAUGUUUUGAAGCACAUAGAUGAGACGGAGUUUGUUGACACUCCAUUACACAUAGCUGCAGCUCAAGGGUGCAUUGAUUUUGCAAUGGAGAUAAUGAUCUUAAAGCCCUCGUUAGCUAAGAAGCUAAACCGCGAAGGUUUUAGUCCCAUUCACCAUGCAGUGGAAAAAGGGCAUAAAGAGUUGGCGGUACAUCUCAUGCAAAAUGAUAAAAGUCUUGUCCGUGUCAAAGGGAGGAAGGGUGACACUCCUUUGUACUCUGCAAUAACUAAAGAACAAAACCUUGAUCUCUUGGCCAGAUUUGCGGAGGCUUGUCCUGAAUGCAUUCGAGAUAUGACAACCACAAACCAGACUGCUUUACACAUUGCAACGGAAAGCAAUAGAUUAGAAGCUCUUCAACUCUUAUACCGGUUGCUUAGGAAGAGUGGUGAUUGUGGAGAUGUGGUGAACCAGAAAGACAGGAAUGGCGACACUGCCUUGCACAUAGCCGCACGCAAUAAUCAAUCGCAGAUUCUCAGACUGCUACUAAAUUGCAAGGCUGAUAAGUUUGUGACUAAUCAGGCUGGUUCAACGGCACUGGCAGUUGCAUACGAACUUAAUAACAGAGAGAGCAUUAAUAUUCUGCGUGGAUGGUCAACUGCAGGAGCUUCAAGCCUUCGAUAUAAGCUGCGAAAACGAAUUUCCAAGAUUGUGACAAAGGCAUCAGAAUUAAUUUUUCAAGGUAUGGACAGAAUAUCAAGCGAGGACCGCAAUGCCUUACUAGUAAUUUUAGGAUUGCUUCUAACAGCUACCUACUAAGCCAGUGUUAGCCCGCCUCCCUGCACUGUCUUCAUAAUAUCGUUUUUCCUAACAUUGGGCCUUCUUAAACCUUUUCCCUGUGGUUUCAGGACUGCCCUUCAAGUACAACUUGCAUUUCUUGCUAUAUCCUUCAACGAAUCAGUGUCUUUCAUAGCGCCAACUGAUUUAGCUUUAUUUGUCAAUGCAUGGAUAACACUGUUGCAGCAGAUUUUUCCAGGCAUCAUGGAUUGGGAAUUGAGGGAAGCUGCUCGAACAGGAAACAUCGACGCCCUAUACGAGCAAUUUCAAGAAGAUCCACACCUUUUGGAGCGCAUCGAUGCGGUUCCUUUCAUUGAUACUCCUCUGCACGAAGCUGCAGCUGCAGGGCAAGUUGAUUUGGCAGUGGAGAUUAUGAACUUGAAGCCAUCGUUUGCCUCAAAGAUUAAUCCAGAUGGUUUUACCCCAUUGCACCUUGCUUUGCAAAAACACCAAACUCAGUUACUAUAUGAGCUCCUGAAAAUCAACAAAGACCUGGUUCGAGUCAAGGGGAAAAAAGGUAUGACCCUUCUGCAUUACGCAGCUGAACUAGGAGACAUUGAUCUCUUGGCUAAAUUUCUUGUGGCUUGCCCUCAAUGCAUCAACGAUGUGACUGUUGGAGGUAAAACUGCUCUGCAUAUUGCGGCAGAAAACUACAAUGUUGAAGCGCUUGAAGUCCUGGCACGUUGGCUACGAAGGACGCACAACAAAGAUGGUGGAUUCUGGGAAAUUGAAGUCAUGAACUGGAAAGACAAGGAUGGCAACACAGUCUUGCACGUAGCUGCAUCCAACAUCCAAAAUCAAAUGAUAAGACUCUUGUUGGAAUGUGGAAUUCGAAGGAACAUAAUCAAUUUGAGUGGUUUAACGGCUUUUGAUGUUUUACAAUGCCAAGGGCAAGUCGACAACAGGGAGGCUGUGGACAUUCUAAGACAGGCUGGAGGUUUAAAUGCUUCCUCAAUUCCCAAAUCCACACCCAUGGCUGAGCUCUUUAGAUCAAAGGUUGAAUUUUCUGAGAGAUUAAUGAUAAUUGUAACUAGGGCCAGACUCAAUAUACCAAGUGACACACGCAAUGCGUUCCUGGUACUAGCCGGGUUAGUAAUAACAGCAACCUACCAAGCCAUUUUCAACCCGCCCGGUGGUGUUCGACAAGCUGAAGCAGGUUCCACUCAUGUUCCGAGUGGAGCAGGUAGAUCAGUUAUGGAUACAAGUAAUUUUCUUUGGUUUUAUGUUCCAAACACUGCAGCAUUUCUCACCACACUUUUCCUUACGGUUCUGUUUCUGAUAAUUGGUCCCAAUGGUGAAGUGGUUCUCUUACCACUGCUGCCAUUGGUCAUUUGCUAUGUCAUGUCGACGCUGGUCAUAACCCCAACUGCAGAGUUUACUUAUUUCAUUUGGCUUACUUUGGUGAUUGCUGUUGCGUCUGGGUGUUGGUUAUUUGGGGCUCAUCUAUAUUGGCUGCUGAAAAUAAGGAAGGUUAACAGGAGUUCAGGAGAACUCACCCUCUCAGUGUUAUCUUAAGAGGGCUGGAAACAUACACGUCCUCUAGCAUUGGCCUUUGCAUAGAUAGAUAUUUUCAGCAUAGAAUGUUGAGAUGAAUUUAAAAAUGGUGAUUGAAUUUAUUGUGAUUUUUCUAGAGAAAUGUUCAUCUUCAUAUCCCUUGUCGCCAUCCAUGGCAUCCUUUCGCUAAUUAUUUCCAUUUUCA